CGCGAGGGGAGGGGCGCCUGUCAGGGAAGCGGCGUGCGCGCCGGCGCGGGCGGGUCGGGGCUCCACCGCUCAGUGCCAGCGCCAGCACCAGCACCAGCACCAGCACCAGCACCAGUCCCGCGCCCCGCGCUCUCUGGCCCGCCGCUUGCGUUCUGACUCUCGAGUUCUCACUCCAGUCCUGCCCGUGCGCUUCCCAAGUAUGGAGCUGCUGUGCUGCGAGGGCACCCGGCACGCGCCCCGGGCCGGGCCGGACCCGCGGCUGUUGGGCGACCAGCGUGUCCUGCAGAGUUUGCUCCGCUUGGAGGAGCGCUACGUGCCCCGCGCCUCCUACUUCCAGUGCGUGCAGAGGGAGAUCAAGCCGCACAUGCGGAAGAUGCUGGCAUACUGGAUGCUGGAGGUGUGUGAGGAGCAGCGUUGUGAGGAGGAAGUCUUCCCCCUGGCCAUGAACUACCUGGAUCGCUACCUGUCCUGUGUCCCCACCCAAAAGGCGCAGUUGCAGCUCCUGGGUGCGGUCUGCAUGCUGCUGGCCUCCAAGCUGCGCGAGACUACGCCCCUGACCAUCGAAAAACUGUGCAUCUACACCGACCACGCUGUCUCUCCCCGCCAGCUGCGGGACUGGGAGGUACUGGUUCUGGGGAAACUCAAGUGGGACCUGGCUGCUGUGAUUGCCCAUGAUUUCCUGGCCUUGAUUCUGCACCGGCUCUCACUGCCCAGUGACCGACAGGCCUUGGUCAAAAAGCAUGCCCAGACCUUUCUGGCCCUCUGUGCUACAGNUUACACCUUUGCCAUGUACCCACCAUCCAUGAUUGCCACAGGCAGUAUUGGGGCUGCAGUACAAGGCCUGGGUGCAUGCUCCAUAUCCGGAGAUGAGCUCACAGAGCUGCUGGCAGGCAUCACAGGCACUGAAGUGGACUGCCUGCGGGCCUGUCAGGAGCAGAUUGAAGCUGCACUUAGGGAGAGCCUCAGGGAAGCCGCCCAGACCUCCCCCAGCCCAGCACCCAAAGCCCCCAGGGGCUCCAGCAGCCAGGGGCCCAGCCAGACCAGCACUCCCACAGACGUCACAGCAAUCCAUCUGUAGCCCUGGAGAGGCCCCCUGGAGUGGCCACAGACAGUGGAGGAGGGGAACCCCUACCACAGGAAUGAACCACGCUACAGCUGAAGCCUGAGGGGGCUCCUUCCUAUUUGUCCCUUGCCAAGCCGAAGGGGCUAGGUCCUACCUACCCCUACCUUAGCAUGCACUAAGGGGCCUGGCUAGCCAUGUUUGGGUGGCUAGUCAGGCUCCUCUUCCUCCUGUCUCUGACCAUCUCAGCUCAUUCCAAUUCUAGCUGGGGGUGGGCCAGGCUGGUCAGAGAUGACAUUGAAGUAGGUGAAAUACAUGUACCGGCCUUCCUUUUUGAGGCCACCUUAUCUCUGGGGUACUCAUGUUCUCAACUGCCAAAAUGCCCUGGUGCCUUAUAAGGGUGCUGUACCUCCUAGUUACUUCGUUUGGAUUGGGGGCCUUUCUGAAGAAAUUUCAGACAUCCUGAGGCAACAUAGUCUGGACAGCUCCUUUCAGCACACUUUGGAGGGUCCUGUGUAAUCCACGUUCACAGCUGCUCCUAGAGGGACAGGCCCAGGCCUCUGUCAGAGGUUCAAGCACCAACCAAUUCCUCUUUGCUUUGCUUUCUGCUCAGCUUCUCCUGUGUGAUUGAGGGGGCGGGGGGUCAGUGCUGAAGGAAGAGGUGGUUUUAAUUUAUUAAUUGCUUUGAGUACAACUGUAAGAGGGCGUGGUGGGGCUCACCUACCCCACAACUGGUGGUAACCCUGGUGGUUGCUGUAUCCCUCCCCUCUGCUGCUGGCUAGAGGAUCUUUGUGGCAGAGGAGCUGCUACAGCCUGGGGAGGGGCCAGGCCCUCCUCUCCCUUUGGCUCUCGGCCCCAUCCAUCCUCUAGCAGGGGAUGGAGCAAGGAUGACAUAGAGGUGACAGAGCCCUGUCUGGAGAGGGAGGCAAGCCCUGUUGACACAGGUCUUUCCUAAGGCCACAAGAUCCAGGCUGGUGGCCCAGGACCAUCAUGGACCAUCAUGUUAUCUUAAUAAAGAUUCUGGAAUAAAAUUGGCUUUGGCUUCUCGGA
This is a messenger RNA of Pteropus alecto (black flying fox), 2110 nucleotides long. RefSeq names its product cyclin D3 (gene CCND3). The coding region runs from base 200 to 1078 and encodes 292 amino acids. Gene Ontology annotation, molecular function: cyclin-dependent protein serine/threonine kinase regulator activity. The transcript is spliced from 5 exons. Gene Ontology annotation, biological process: mitotic cell cycle phase transition; regulation of cyclin-dependent protein serine/threonine kinase activity; positive regulation of G1/S transition of mitotic cell cycle. Gene Ontology annotation, cellular component: nucleus; cyclin-dependent protein kinase holoenzyme complex; cytoplasm. The record is from RefSeq and is a predicted model, not a curated record. NCBI's taxonomy places the organism in Eukaryota, Metazoa, Chordata, Mammalia, Chiroptera, Pteropodidae.